This is a messenger RNA of Drechmeria coniospora, 2550 nucleotides long. Its product is annotated as DUF500 domain protein. The record is from RefSeq and is a predicted model, not a curated record. The coding region runs from base 1 to 2550 and encodes 849 amino acids. The transcript is spliced from 2 exons. Gene Ontology annotation, molecular function: phosphatidylinositol binding. Lineage: Eukaryota; Fungi; Ascomycota; Sordariomycetes; Hypocreales; Ophiocordycipitaceae.
AUGCAGCGCGUCUCGACCUUUCUCCCCUCGUGGGAACGGAGACAUUCCAACUCCACCUCGAGCACCAAGUCGGCCACCAGCAAAUCCACCGGCGGUCUGUUCGGCUGGGGAAAACGCAGCAGCGCCUCGAGCACCACGUCCAACACGACUCCCCAUUCCCCUCGCCUUCCCGCCAAGAUCAGCAUCGCUGCCGCCAACGAUGAUCGAGUCCAGCGCGAGGUAUUCUGGCCUGCGACCCUCGACAUCGAGUGCGACAGGGCCGCGCGCAUCUUGAAAUCAUUCUGCACCGAUGGAUAUCUAGCCCCCAUCGACGCCCCGCCGGCCGAGGAGGAGGUGCCGACGCCGACCUCGACGACCGACCCUCCCCCGACGCCCCUCUUCGUGACCAAGAAGAUACCCAAACGUGUGAUCCAAAAUGCGGCGGGAAUCGCCGUCUUCACCUGCAUGCGCAGCGGCCUGUGGAUGACAGGAUCCGGAGGCUCUGGCAUCCUCAUCGCUAGGAAAUCCGACGGAACCUGGUCACCCCCGUCCGGCAUCCUCCUCCACACCCCGACACUCAGCUUCAUCAUCGGAGUCGACAUCUACGACUGCGUCCUCGUAAUCAACAACCUAUCCGCCCUCGAAUCCAUCUCUCGCCGUCACGUCACCCUCGGCGAUGACGUUGGCCUGACCAACGGACCCUCCGUCACCCUCGACUCGGACGAGGCACACAUCAAGUGGAAGGAGCUCGGCAACACCGUCUUGGCCUACAUGAAAGCCCGAGGCCGCCACCAGGCCGUCAACCUCAACGGCUGCAUCCUGACGGAGCGGGGGAACGAAAACGAGCGCUUCUAUGGCGACCACGUCACCCAGAUGGACAUCCUCGCCGGCAACGUGGCCCGCCACGUGCAAGAAACGGCCCCGCUGUUCGAGGUCAUCAAGCUGGCCGAGGGGAGGACCGAUUUCGACGCCGCCAUCAUUCACAGGACGGCUGUGCAGCCGGCCCCCGGCGACGCCGUCAUCGCGACCCCAAGGUCCGUCUCGGCGUCCCCGCGCCUCGCCUUUGGUCAGCCGCAGGCCGACGACCCAGACCCCUUUGGCGUGCUCGCCCUCGAAAUGGCCGGCUUGGAGAUCCGAGAAGCAGGCACCCGCCUGAGGCCGCCAAGCUCUCAGUUCGAGUACGGUCCGACGCCGCUGAGCCCCGCCAUGUCCAAGUUUAACCGGCAGAGCGUCGAAACCGCAGCCACCCGUAGCAACCGCGCCAGCGUCGUGUCCAUCAGGACGGCGAGGAGCGACGCGGCCACCAAGAUCGGCCCGGCCGACACGCCGGAGACGACGCCCAUCUCCGGCCAGAGCGAUGACGAGCAAGGUACCGCCGCCGUAAACCCCAUUCCGGAGAUCAAGGAGGCCGACGAGGUCGACUAUACCAGAGUUGACCUCACCCCUCUGGGGAGCCUCGGCGAGGUCCAUUCCAUGGGCGUGGAGCCCGCCGAACCCGCCGCCGAGCCCGCGAGCACCUCAACUGAGGAAAGAUGUGGGGACGGCCAAAAUUCUGCCGCCUCCGGCCGCCCUGCCGACGAUUCACCUAGCGCCCCCUCGACUGAAGAUGAAGUGGAAGAGAAGGGAGCGGAAGAGAAGGGAGCGGAAGAGGAAGAAACGAAGACCAGCAGCCUUGAUGAUGAAUCGGAUGACUCGGACGACAUGGAGGACGAGGAACCCGUCGUCUUCGAGGUCGCCGCCGCCCAGCCGGCGCGUGCUCAGCUCAUUCCUUCCCGAGUGAUCCAAGCCAAGGGCAACAUGGUCACCAUUCAUAAGCGGGUGGCCCCUCCACUGCCGAAGAGAAGCCCGGCCAGGCACCCCCGCUGCAGCCAGGACGAGAUGGGUACCGAGAUGGCCAGCGUGCAAAGCCCAUUGCGGCAGGCCUUCAGCGAGGCGGACUUGAAGAACGCCGAGGAUGAGGACGAAGCGCGACCUCGCAGCGCGGCGCCCGACGAUGCGAGUUCGCGCGACGGCAGUGCGGAGGAGGUGGAGGUCGCAGUGAGCCGAGCCGGCAUAGCCACCGUCGCCGUUGAUGCCGCUGGUGACGGCCAGUCCGACUCCUCAACCUCGAGGGAGCCCAGCACGGACGAUACCGUCACCGAGGACGCUCAACCGGCGCAGUCAGGGAUUGGAAUGGCCCUCACCGCCGACGACGAUGAAGAGGCGGAGGAUUUGCGCGGGGAUGAGAAGGAGACGGUCGAGACCAAGGACGACAAUACUGUCGGCCCAAACGGCGAGGAGACGGAUGCGACCAAGGAUGUGGUGGAAAACACCGACGACUGCGACGGCCUCAUGGACGAUUCUCCGGCCGACCAAACGGAUUCGACGAUCCACAAAAGUCACGCGUCGUCCAUUUGCACGGGCGGCACCGAGGACCGUUGGAGCUGCGACGGCUCCUCCUUGACGGCCUCGACGUUGGAGCGGCCGCAUUCGAGAGCCGAGGAGAUGACGGAGGAAGACACGCCCAAGAAGCUGGCCAAGGAGGUCGACUCGCCGAAUGCCCUUGGUAGGCUAGCUCUGACCGCAGUUUGA